Messenger RNA from Entrophospora candida, 1227 nucleotides. NCBI's taxonomy places the organism in Eukaryota, Fungi, Glomeromycota, Glomeromycetes, Entrophosporales, Entrophosporaceae. The record is from the annotation of a GenBank genome assembly.
AUGUCAUUCCAUGUCUAUCAGAUACUGGAACUUGGACCUUUGCAACCCAAUGAACAAGUUUUUGAAAACUUCACAGACAGUAGAACAGGUGCCCCAAGCACAACUGAAGAUUUAAACACAAUUCACCAAACAUCCUCCAAUGAAAUCACUGCUCAACAUCCAACACACCCAACUCCUUCUGGUGAAAUUGUUCCACAUCCAAUCAUUUCAUGGGAACCCUCACAAAAAUUUAUGCAAGUCAAAGAAAAAUUUGAAUCCUACAUUCUGCAUCAAUACCCUUGUGUACCGUGCUCUUUUUGCAGCAGGUUGCUUUAUCCUGAGAAAGCAAAAUGGACUCAAAAGAUUGAAAAUUUUGAAUACCCAUUAAUUCAAGCAAACCUAAACUUAAGGCCCAAAUCCACCAGAAAAUCAUAUAGCAGUGCUUACUCUGAAUAUUGGUCAAUUGUUGGAACAUUUGGGUACUCAAAAAACAUUCGAUCAUUGACAUUGUAUUCUGGAAUGAUUGGUGCUUUUUUGGAAGAGUACAAUCCAAACAGCCAGGAUCACUGUUGGUUUGAUAGGUCUUUAAUUGCAGGUGCAAAUUGGUUAGCUGACAAUAAUCCAUAUUUGAGAGAAUAUAAAAAUGCACUAGUGACAAAUUCCUCAGGAUCUGUAUCUUCAUUCCCCAAUGCAACACACUUACCAGAUGAUGAAACUGCUCCAGAGUUUCAAAAGCAUGGUGAAUUGUAUUUUUAUCAAAAACUUUUGCUAAGAGUACCAGCAAGAAGUGAAGGAGAUUUGAUAGGAACCUAUGAAACCUAUCAUGAUCAUUACCUUGCAAGGUUCCCUGAAGAAUUUGGAAAUUCAAUAAAAUCAGAUCAGCAAAAUCAACAUCACCAAACCAUCAACAUGCUUGACCAAUACACCAAUCUCAUUGAAAAUCUCUUAUACUCUUUACAAUCACUUCUAACUCAAGAUAUUAAAGGCAUAAUCAGAAGUCAGCUUGAAAACACCAAAAUUUUACCUCCAAUUGUUCCAAACAACAUGGAUCAGCAGGCUAUUCCUGAUAAAUCUAUUCACAAAAAAUUCUCAGAGUUGAAUAAAAACUUCUUGCUGAUGGCACCAACUGGGGUUGCUGCUGUCAAUAUUCAAGGACAAACCAUUCAUUCAGCUCUCCGGAUAUGGUCACAUGGUGGAAGGUAUCAAACAUUAGCAUUUGCUGAUCAAGAAUUCAACCAAGAACUUUGA